AUGGAGCAGGGUAAUAGUAGACAGCUGUUUAUACAUUUGAUUAAAGAUACUUUAAAAGCCAGAGGAGCUAAGGUGGAGCAGCAGCAAGUACAAGAGUUCCUAGAGUUCGUUGAGCGGCUGUGCCCAUGGUUUUCCAAGCACAGGACCUUGGAUGCAGACACAUGGAGGAGAAUUGGAGUGAAAAUCCAACAGCAUUCUAACAAGCACGAGCCUGGAAAGAUCUCAGUUGGUGCUCCCAGUCUGUGGGCACUUAUCCAGGACAGCUUGGGUUUGCGCCCUGAAGGGCAGAAGGUGUUUCCUCCUGAAACAGUUAACAGUGAGACAAAACCCUCGGCGCCGCUGGAGCCCCUGGAUGCGGACGCCUUUACAGAAUUGUUGGAUCGUGAUCGGUUUGAUCCUGUUGAAGCUGAGUUUGAAGAAGAACCCACUGGGUACAGUAAUGAGAAGUUUUCACCUCCCCAGAUUCAGACUGUGAAUGUCAAAGGGCAGAAACCUGGUGAUGAGAUUGAGGAGGAGCUGAAGGACUUGAGGGGUUUAGUAGUUUCCCUUUCACAAAAACUGGAGAGUCUGCAAGUCUCUUCUCAGGAGGGCACUCCUCUUCCUACUGUCAGGGCUGGAUUAGGUCCGCCUGGAGGGCCAUCUGUGGUGCAAAGACUUCCCAGAGUAUGGCAAGCACUCACUGUUAGUCAUAUGUCUCCCCUGCAAGCUAGUAUUAAAGAAGCAGCAAGCAGAGGGGAGGAUGUGCAAGGGUUUCAGAUGUUCCAAGUGAUUGAGCAGCGAGAUGCCCAGGGCAAUGUUAUUUUGGUGCAUGUGCCGAUUCUGUUUAAACAACUCAAGGAACUAAAAAUGGCAUGUUCUCUCUAUGGGCCCACUGCACCCUUUACAACAGGUCUGCUUGAAGACAUAGCUAUAAUGAUCUUGACUCCUGAGGAUUGGAAACUGAUUGCCAGAGCUUGCCUGUCGAAAAAGCAUUACCUAUUGUGGAAAAGUGAAUUUAUGAAACAGUGUAAAGCCACAGCUGAAAGGAAUCGGACCCAACAAAGUUCCAUUACUUUUGAUAUGCUUGCCGGAGAAGGCGUUUAUCAGACAACAGAUAAGCAGUUAGAUUUUGAUCCUGCAGUGUAUGCCCAGGUAGAUAGGGCUGCCAAGAUGGCCUGGAAUCGGCUUCCGCCCACUGGGACGCACACCGUGCACUUGUCAAAAAUAAGGCAAGGACCUGAUGAAUUAUUUCAGGACUUUGUCUCCAGGUUGACAGAGGCAACAAGCAGGUUAAUUGGGAUUACAGAAGAUAGAUUUAUCAAAGUGCUAGCCUACGAAAAUGCUAAUGCCGUCUGUCAGGCUGCUUUGAGACCUCAUAGAACAAAGGGCACCAUCUCUGAUUAUAUUCGACUUUGCUCGGAUAUUGGGCCUUCAUAUACUCAGGGGUUAGCUAUGGCUGCUGCAUUACAGGGAAAAACAGUUAAGGAUAUUCUCUUCCAACAAAGAAAUCAAGGUCUGAGACAAGGGAGAGCUGUGGGCUCUUCUGGAAGUUGCUUUGGGUGUGGCCGGGUAGGGCACAAGGUCAAGCAGUGUCCUGAUGAGAGAAAACGUGUUGGGACAAAGAAGGAACCUGGAUUGUGCCCAAAAUGCAAGAGAGGAAAACAUUGGGCUAAUGAAUGUAGAUCAAAGAAGGAUGCCCAUGGGAAUCCACUGCCGGGAAGGGGGCAGAGGGGCCUGCCCCAGGGCCCGAGAAGUCUGGUGGGAGGUGCAGACAACUACCCAGAAGCUUGUGAGCAAGCUGGCCUUGAGUACAUGAACAACAGCGGCAGCAUCACCCUGGAAAUACCAGCAGUGAUAGCUGUGACAGUCAUGGCAGUUAGGCCAAAAUCACACUUGACCCAGCCCAGUAGUUGUAAUUGGGUAUGUGCCAUGCUGGUGGCAGCAUGA
This is a messenger RNA of Arvicola amphibius (Eurasian water vole), 1926 nucleotides long. RefSeq names its product endogenous retrovirus group K member 5 Gag polyprotein-like. Gene Ontology annotation, biological process: viral process. The transcript is spliced from 3 exons. The record is from RefSeq and is a predicted model, not a curated record. Gene Ontology annotation, molecular function: zinc ion binding; nucleic acid binding; structural molecule activity. Bases 1 to 1926 code for a protein of 641 amino acids. Lineage: Eukaryota; Metazoa; Chordata; Mammalia; Rodentia; Cricetidae.